Molecule: messenger RNA, 408 nt
Organism: Triticum turgidum subsp. durum (durum wheat)
Lineage: Eukaryota; Viridiplantae; Streptophyta; Magnoliopsida; Poales; Poaceae
Source: the annotation of a GenBank genome assembly
AUGGCGGUGGAGGUUGUCUCCUUCGGCGUGGUUGCUCUCGCUGCUGUUCUUCGUUCCCGGCUGCUCCCUCUCGUUCUCGUCGGUCUCGCUUCGAUGACCACGUCCUCCUCCUGCUCGGGAGCGCGAGGGAGAUCAUUACCCAUGGGGAGGGCGCCGUGCUGCGACAGGAAGGGUCUCAAGAAGGGGCCGUGGACGCCGGAGGAGGACAAACAGCUCGUCGACUUCAUCCAGGCCAACGGCCAUGGCAGCUGGCGCCUGCUCCCCAAGCUCGCAGAGCUGAACCGGUGCGGCAAGAGCUGCCGGCUACGGUGGACGAACUACCUGCGGCCGGACAUCAAGCGCGGGCCCUUCACCGCCGAGGAGCAGAAGUCCAUCGUCCAGCUCCACGGCAUCGUCGGCAACAAGUAA